CCGGGAGUUGGAGACCCAAAAAUGAACUCCCGGAGAUCAGAGAAAUCACUCGUGAUUGCUUGGUUAAUAAAUUCCAUGGAACCAGUCAUAGCUCUUGUAACAGUGAAGAAUGGAGAGGACAAAAACAAAAGGCCAUGGUGUGAUCAUUGCAAAAAAUAUUGGCACACCCGUGAAACUUGUUGGAAGAUUCAUGGGAAACCACUAAACUGGAAGAAAAAGGGAGUUGAUGAUCGUGGGUUUCAAUCUCAAAAUGGUCAGGCCCUCCAAACAACUUAUUUUGAUCAGGGGCAGCAACCUUCUCCAGAAACGUCUCCAUUUACAAGGGAACAAUUGGAAAUUCUGCACAAACUCCUUCAAUCUCCACAAUUUCGUGCAAAUGCACAAAAUUCUUCUAAUCCUUCCUGUUCUUUUGCUGAAACAGGUACUGUAUCGUCUGCUUUUCUUAGUACCAAUUCCAACCAAAUAGAUUCUUGGAUCAUAGAUUCAGGAGCCAGUGACCACAUGACUGGAAGUUCCCAUUUUUUUCUCUACUUACACUCCUUGUGCAGGGAACAGAAAAAUCAAGAUAGCUGA
Solanum stenotomum is the source of this 573-nucleotide messenger RNA. RefSeq lists its product as uncharacterized. The transcript is spliced from 2 exons. The coding region runs from base 22 to 573 and encodes 183 amino acids. Lineage: Eukaryota; Viridiplantae; Streptophyta; Magnoliopsida; Solanales; Solanaceae. The record is from RefSeq and is a predicted model, not a curated record.